Adineta ricciae is the source of this 591-nucleotide messenger RNA. The record is from the annotation of a GenBank genome assembly. NCBI's taxonomy places the organism in Eukaryota, Metazoa, Rotifera, Eurotatoria, Adinetida, Adinetidae.
AUGAAUUCUGCAGUUCAAUAUCGAUUAUCUGAACUAUAUUUUAAUAUCUAUCCUCGAUUAGUCAAUCGAUUUAAUCCCAGUGCUCCACAUUCGAUUUCUAUAUAUAUCGACGGAGAUCGUCAUUAUCCAUUCUGGGGAAGAGCAGUUAAUUCCAAGAUGAUCAUCAGUGCACAUCGACUUCGUAAUCCUCAGUUCUAUUCUCGUUAUUACGAUAUAUUUCUUCACGAAUUAGCUCAUUUAGUUCAACAAUAUACUACACAAAAUCUUGCUGAUGUGGAAUGGUUAGGCGAAGGUUUGGCUGAUUAUGUCCGAUAUACAUAUGGUAGUGACAAUCUCAAUGCUGAUUGGCCAAUGAUUGAAUAUCGUCAUACACAAAAUUAUAACGACGGUUAUAAAGUAACUGCACGAUUUCUUAUUUGGCUUGAUUAUAAAUAUAAUUCAAGUGUUAUUGAUAAAUUGGAUCAAGGUUUACGAGAUGUAACAUACAAACAGAAUACAACAUGGAAAGAGUUAACAGGGAAAUCUGUUGAAGACUUGUGGAAAGAUUACAGUCAAAAUCCAGAUAUCAUUCAUCAUAUACCAUGGAUAUGA